UGCACUGAGUGCAGGGGUGGUAGACGAGUGCAGUUACUUACGUACGUGGGUGAAAAGUGUAUUUUCUCUGCUCCUACUUUCACACAGUGAAACACACGGGGGGCAGGGGACCGAUCCUACAUCGGGUCAAUCACCUUACAGGUGCGUCAUAUAACUCUCAUAAUAUCCGUAUGUUCCUCUGUGGCUACUCUCACGAGUAAACACACGAAGGGGCAUAUGUGAGAGGGAUAUAUGCCGUUCCUGUAAGGGAUAUUAGGGACAGAUUACCACCCUUGUGGUGGUAACACUGAACAGCGUCGCGAGCUGGACGUCGAGUCCGGUGAUCGGCGCUGCGGCCGUUAUUCGUCAUGUACUACUGUGUAGUGUCGGGUCAGUUAAUGUGAAUUUAUUGGGCACGUUUUACGUGAACGGUUAAUGUGAAGUUAUUAUUUCUUUGUAAAGUUAAUGUGAGUUUAUAUGGUUAAUUUGAGUUUAUCAGUGUAUUAAUUGUGUUAAACGGUUCCGCCGAAGAAGGCAAUUAUUAUAUUUGUUUCGUGUAAUUAUCAUAUUAUGUGUAAAUCGACAUGUAACGUAAUGAAUACAUAAUUCUACAAACACCGCGUGUCGUGUAUUAUUCUGUGUAAUAUUAUUUACCAAUCUAGCCGGGAUACGCGAAGAAAUGGAAGAAUUGAAAAACGAAUUGGGUAAAACUAGGAAUAUAGUUCGCGUGCAACGAGUACGAUACCAGCAACUGGUUUCUUUGUUCUCAACCAAACUGCAAGAGAAAGAAGAGGAAACUCGCAACGAUUUACAAAUCAAACAUAUCCAAUUGACGAGAAUCUUGCGAGCUUUAUACGUCUUGGAGGCGAAACUGCGUAAAGAACAAAGAUACCUGAAGAGCACGUUGAUAGAAAGAGAUGGCGUAAUCAGAACCCAACAAAUGGAGAUUACCAAACUGAAAAAAGAAAUGGAAAAUCGAUGCGGUAACUGCGUCAAGUUGAAUUUGCAAAACAUCCACCAAAGUCAAGUUUCAGCCAUCGAUACGGAUACGAAAAAUAGCGACAAUAAACCAGAUUUAAUCAGUUCGAUCGGUAUCAUCGAUUCGUGUAAAGAUACGACGAAUUCGCGUCUGCUGAAAGAAUUCGACGAACCAGUCGCUGCAGUCGUCUCGAAUAGUAAUAAAUUGGAAAACGACGAAAAUACCUACGUUAUCGCCUCGUUGGACGAUUACGACGCUAGUUCAUCUUCGUUACGAGUCCGAGGAACCGGUGCCCACGAAACAAAAGAAACUUUUCCGCAAACCGGUUCGCCGGACGUCGAUGCGGUCGAACAUCAUCAAAACGCCAACAACGAGAAUGCACGCAAUCGAAUCAUAGACGAAAAAUUGCGAAACGAGAUGCGUAAAUUUAAAAUGAAAGAAAACGACCAACGGGAUCUUUAUCAAACCUACACACCUCGCAUGAUUCUGAAAGAAGUAACCGAAAAUUCUCACGAAAAACUAAAUGAUCCCGUUUUGAAAUGCGUCGAACAGAUACUAUCGAGUGAAAACGAACGUCGAAAAAGUACCAAAUAUUGCGUUAAAAAUGUGAAAUUCGACGAUACCGCCGAUAGCUGUAAUUCGAUCGAUGAUGCAGAAAUCGCCGUCAACAAAAAGCAACACCCGGCUAAACCACCGAAACCAAAUUUCACCCAGACGACUACCAAUUUCAACAAAAAAGACUCCAACAAUAGAAACACGACGAUGACCAACGGUACGAAAGUUUCGUUUCACGAAAAUACUUUGUUUGUAAAGUCGUUACCAAAUUACGAAGAGAAUCAAAAAUCUUUCGUUUCUUCGCAUUUAUCGUCGUAUAGCGAAACACACUCGUUGAACGAGCCUGUGGACUCGAGUAAAAGCGCAGUAAAAGGCGAAGACGAGUGUUGCGAGAGGAUCGCAGCAAAUGAAAGUAAAAUAGUCCAAACUGUUUCCACUUUGCUGUCUGAUUCGGCCGAAUCAGAAGACGAAAAGUGCGAAUUAUCUCCGACCGUUUCGCAAAUGGUGAAAAAAUUCGAAGGAUUGAAAUGCGCGAAGAAAAAUAUCAAUAAACAAGGUUUAAAUGCUUUGAAAAAUGACGCCACAUUUCAAACAAACUUUGAAGAGUUCCAUUUAGUGGAUAAAGAAAUAGAUUCUACUUGCGAAGAUAUUGUCAAAGACAGUGCGAUUCGUUUGGAAGCAGAAGGAGAAGAAAAUAACAUCGACAGUAUUAUAAUUGAGACAACUAAUAGUAGCACUGCUAAAUAUGAAGCGUUUUUAGAAGUUACAGGCCUUAGUCAAAAAUCUAUAUUGACUCCUAGUCGUAUUUUAAGUAAUCAUCGGAAUGUGGUUAAACCAAAAGAUGUAAAAUAUCGCAAUCGUGUCAAGUCAGCGGUCAUUGGAGAAAAGUGCGCCAAUGGCUCUAUUACUAGUCCUACCAUGAAAUAUUGGACGGAACCAUAUUUAUAAUUUAUAAAAAUUAUGUCGUACCUAUUUAUAUGUGAAUUACAUAUUUUUUAUUGCGUUU
Messenger RNA from Planococcus citri (citrus mealybug), 2519 nucleotides. RefSeq lists its product as uncharacterized. Bases 659 to 2461 code for a protein of 600 amino acids. NCBI's taxonomy places the organism in Eukaryota, Metazoa, Arthropoda, Insecta, Hemiptera, Pseudococcidae. The transcript is spliced from 3 exons. The record is from RefSeq and is a predicted model, not a curated record.